UCAGUAUGGAGCUCAGUCAACUUCCUCUCGUGCUCUUGUUGAUUUCACACAUUCACUCUGGACACACUGAAGAAACACUUAAAGCCAAAGUGAGCAUUAAACCUGCUGAACAUGUAUUCAGAGGAGAGACAGUCACUCUCAGAUGUGACAUUGAUGGUGAAGGAGUCACUAGCUGGCAGUACAGCUGGUAUAAAGAUGAUUCAAACAGGGUUUUCAGUGAACUACAGGAACACACAUUCAGUCCUGUUACUGAGUCUGACGCAGGUAAAUACUCCUGUUAUGGAGCAGAGAGAGGAGGAUCACGAACAUCAAACAUCAGUGAUGAAGUUACACUGACAGUAUCAGAAAAACCAAAAGUUAAAGUGAGUAUUAAACCUGCUGAACAUGUAUUCAGAGGAGAGACAGUCACUCUCAGAUGUGACAUUGAUGGUGAAGGAGUCACUAGCUGGCAGUACAGCUGGUAUAAAGAUGAUUCAAACAGUGUUUUCAGUGAACUACAGGAACACACAUUCAGUCCUGUUACUGAGUCUGAUGCAGGUAAAUACUCCUGUUAUGGAGCAGAGAGAGGAGGAUCACGAACAUCAAACAUCAGUGAUACAGUUACACUGACAGUAUCAGGAAGACCAAAAGUCAAAGUGAGUAUUAAACCUGCUGAACAUGUAUUCAGAGGAGAGACAGUCACUCUCAGAUGUGUCAUUGAUGGUGAAGGAGUCACUAGCUGGCGGUACAGCUGGUAUAAAGAUGGUUCACUCUACAGCUCCAAUGAACUACAGGAACACACAUUCAGUCCUGUUGCUGAGUCUGUCGCAGGUAAAUACUCCUGUAAUGGAGCAGAAAGAGGAGGAUCACGCACCUCACAAUACAGUGAUGAAGUUACACUGAAAGUAUCAGGUGAGUUUGAUCAUCUUGUCAUAUACACACAAGUUAAAAAUGCUGAUAAGAGUGACUCCUUAACCCUUAAGUGUUGUUUGGGAUCUUUUUGACCACAAAUGACAU
Carassius auratus (goldfish) is the source of this 996-nucleotide messenger RNA. Its product is annotated as B-cell receptor CD22-like. Gene Ontology annotation, biological process: cell surface receptor signaling pathway; immune response. Bases 6 to 983 code for a protein of 325 amino acids. Gene Ontology annotation, cellular component: external side of plasma membrane. The transcript has 5 exons. Lineage: Eukaryota; Metazoa; Chordata; Actinopteri; Cypriniformes; Cyprinidae. Gene Ontology annotation, molecular function: transmembrane signaling receptor activity. The record is from RefSeq and is a predicted model, not a curated record.